This is a messenger RNA of Colletotrichum karsti, 543 nucleotides long. RefSeq lists its product as uncharacterized. The coding region runs from base 1 to 543 and encodes 180 amino acids. The transcript is spliced from 2 exons. Lineage: Eukaryota; Fungi; Ascomycota; Sordariomycetes; Glomerellales; Glomerellaceae. The record is from RefSeq and is a predicted model, not a curated record.
AUGCGGAAGUCACUCAUUCUCACCACCUCGAUCCUCUUGGCCUCUGUGGCGUGUGCUGCUCCAGUCAAUACUGAGAGCGAUGGAGUCGACAGCAGCAUCCCCUCAGGCGAGGAUGUUGAUAUCGUGAAUACGGAUCUCCUCGGGGCUGUCCUUGACGCCUAUUAUCUUAAAGCAUCCACCGUUAACAUCAGAGGCACCAUGAAGGACGUCGAUCUAAUGCUGGCGAAUACGAACAUCGACUCCGACGAGACCUCUGGCGACAUCCCUGAAACUGAUCCGGCGGUGGACACCUUGGAAAUGGAUACUGCUGAAGCUCCUGAGCUCUCUGAGCUUGUUCAACUGCUUGAGCUCGAGGACGUCGACACUUCAUCAUUCGAUACUUCAGUCCUCGAGGACACUGCCGACGGCGUCGUUCCAUCCAAACGCCAAAUGAGCCGAAGACCGAGGAGGAAUAAGGCAACACCAGAGAAGCAGGCCAAGUUUCACAAGGAGUUGGCUAUGAUGGAGCGCGACGGCGUCGUUAAGAUGGAGCUGCAGGGUUGA